CUUUUAACACACUCACGACUCAACCAGGCUCUAAGGAUUACACAGACAACAUGGCUUGGUGCCGCAUUCACUUCAACCUUAAUCUCCCUUUUCCAUCCGAUGCGGCGUCGUUUCCGUCCACAUGUCACAGUUCCUCUCACCUCUCACUCUCACUUCCUACAACUACUCCUACUCCUUCUCUCUUCAAAACAAGAAAGAUCUCUUUUUCCAGUGCUUCGCGCCGUACAUGUGGUGCUGUGAACUCUCACAUGACCAUGGAGGAGAAGCCUCUCUCUGAGAAUCGAAUGCUCGUGUAUGUGCCUCCGCAUCCGUUGAUCAAGCACUGGGUUUCGGUUCUGAGGAAUGAGCAAACUCCUUGUCCCAUCUUCAGAAAUGCAAUGGCUGAGUUGGGAAGGCUACUAAUGUAUGAAGCUUCCAGAGAUUGGCUGCCCACUGUUUCUGGAGAGAUUCAAUCACCAAUGGGUGUUGCCUCAGUGGAGUUCAUUGAUCCACGGGAGCCUGUGGCUGUAAUUCCAAUCUUGAGAGCUGGUCUUGCUCUUGCCGAACAUGCAUCAUCAAUCUUGCCUGCGACAAAAACAUAUCAUCUAGGAAUAAGCAGAGAUGAGGAAACACUUCAACCAACUAUAUAUUUGAACAAGUUGCCCGAGAAAUUUGCAGAAGGAUCUAAAGUAUUUGUGGUUGAUCCGAUGUUGGCAACAGGUGGUACUAUAGUGGCAGCACUAAAUCUCUUAAAGGAACAUGGAGUUGGCAACAAGCAGAUUAAAGUGAUAUCUGCUGUCUCUGCCCCUCCAGCUCUUCAAAAGCUGAGCGAGCAGUUUCCUGGGCUUCAUGUAUAUACUGGAAUAAUUGAUCCAACAGUUAAUGAAAAAGGGUUUAUAAUUCCUGGCCUUGGAGAUGCCGGGGACCGCAGCUAUGGUACAUGAUACAUUCUUGGCUUCCCUAUCUUUUUGGGGCCCUAAAGUUAUAUCAUUAUUUCACUUAUGGAUGCUCAACUUCCAAUAUCAUUUGAUCAUUGGCCCUCUUUAUUUUAUUUAUUUGUUUAUUUAUUUAUAUCAUUAUUAUUAUAAAAUACAUAGGUGUUGAAACUCAUAAUGUGAAAACCGGUAAGUAUAUAAAUUUUGUAUAAAAUACAUAGCAUACGAGUUUUAUUUUA
Messenger RNA from Gastrolobium bilobum, 1153 nucleotides. Its product is annotated as uracil phosphoribosyltransferase. The transcript has 12 exons. Gene Ontology annotation, molecular function: uracil phosphoribosyltransferase activity. Gene Ontology annotation, biological process: uracil salvage. Bases 51 to 923 code for a protein of 290 amino acids. NCBI's taxonomy places the organism in Eukaryota, Viridiplantae, Streptophyta, Magnoliopsida, Fabales, Fabaceae. The record is from RefSeq and is a predicted model, not a curated record.